AUGGAGUACAGUGUGCAGUUGACGUUCAGAGAAUCAUGGGUAGACGGUCGAUUGGCAUAUGGCCUACCGGGCGACAACAAGCCCGAUUUUCUGAUCCUGACAGCCGGUCAGCAGAUUUGGAUGCCGGACAGCUUCUUUCAGCAAACAUGGGAAAGUUACUGCAAAAUGGGAUAUCCAGCCUUUGGCAUCAUAAAACGAGCAUGCACUGGAAAGUGUAUUGACGGAGCAGGACCUGAGCAGGGCACGAACGAGAAGCAGGCGCAGAAGCACAUGAUCGACAAGCCGAACGUGCUAAUUCGAAUACACAAAGACGGCCAAAUCCUCUAUUCGGUCAGGAUCUCGUUAGUUCUUUCCUGUCCGAUGCAUCUUCAGUAUUAUCCAAUGGACGUGCAGACGUGCCUCAUAGACUUAGCCUCCUACGCGUACACUGACACUGAUAUCGGUUAG
Cooperia oncophora is the source of this 447-nucleotide messenger RNA. The record is from the annotation of a GenBank genome assembly. NCBI's taxonomy places the organism in Eukaryota, Metazoa, Nematoda, Chromadorea, Rhabditida, Trichostrongylidae.